AUGGCAGAUAACUCAGCCCCCGCGGCCACGGCCACCGAGAAGAAACAAAAACAAAUCCUCCUCAACGCCUUUGACAUGUUCACCCCCGGCCACCUUUCCCCAGGCCAAUGGCGGAAUUCUUCGUCAUCCGACCUCUCAACAACCAAAUUCGACUCUCUUGAUUACUGGAUCAACCUCGCCAAACUGUUAGAAAGGGGAGGCAUCAACGCGCUGUUUCUGGCGGAUACUUAUGGCGGGUAUGAUACGUAUGAGGGAAGUCUGGAUGAGUGUGUGAGAAGGGGGGCGCAAUGGCCGGUGGGGGAUCCUGUUGUUCACCAGCACCAGCAACAGCACCAGCAACAGCACCCUCUGUCCCACGUCCCACGUCCCAUGUCCGAUGUCCCUUAUAGCCCCCCAUCCCAACCCUAUUCCUCAACAAACAGCGGGUAG
Molecule: messenger RNA, 429 nt
Organism: Sordaria macrospora k-hell
Lineage: Eukaryota; Fungi; Ascomycota; Sordariomycetes; Sordariales; Sordariaceae
Source: RefSeq, a predicted model, not a curated record